GCGGGAGCGGGAUGAGCGUCAGGCUCCGCCUGGGCGGCGCGCGCUGCCGCCGAUCUAGGCGGCAGCUAGGCCUGCCGCGCGUGUCCUGUGCGCGGCCGCGCGCGGGGCAGCUUUUAACGCGCGCCGCGGCAGCACCGCGCUGCAACUGCGCUGCAGGCAGGCGGCGGCCGCAGAGGCAGCGAGCUGGAGGCCAGAGCACCAGAGCGCAGAGCUCCUGUGCCUCUGCCUACCCAAAGGCCAGAGGACGGCUGGCGAUCGAUCCCGGCCGCGCAGAGGAAUUUCUCAGAGCCGGCCGGUCCGGUCCGGUCCCCACGCGGCCGAUUCACAAUCUCCGUCUCGUCUCCCCUCCGUUCCUUUCUUGUUUCUCAUCUCCUUUCUCUCUCUCUCCUGCCUCUGCGGAGAAAAGAAAGCAAGGUAGAAAAGAACUGGAGAAAGUACUUCAAUAAGCAGCUCAGCCGUGUAGAGAGAGAAAGGGGGAGAGAGAUGAGUGAGGCUAGGCGAACGCAGCGACCUAUCGAGCUAGCUAGCUAGGGCGUAGGCUCUAGAGCCUAGGUCUUUUUGAGUGCUCCUGCAACUAGGCGAGAUUCUUUAUAGUGGAGGCGAGGCGAGGUAGGGAGAAAGGGAGCAGUGUAGCCUCUACCCGCAGUUGUGUAGAGCACCUUGCGUGUGUUCUUGCGCUUUCUAGCUUUAGGAAGCUCCCCCUUCCUUCCGCGUAGCCCACCCGAUCACUGUUCUUGAUCCUGUCUGCUCUGCUCACUGCUCAGUGCCCAGCUCCGCGCUCCACGACGAGUAAGCGUGGCGUCGUCGUCGGGGCGGCGCUUCCCGUCGGACACCACGGCGAUCGCCGGCUGGCUGCCGUCGCCCGCCGCCGCCGCCGGCCGCGGGGACGACCUCUCGCUGGGCUUCAAUGCCGGCGCCGUCUCCGCGGGGCCCGGCGCGUCGCUGGCGGCCGGGCUCUGGGGCCCCGCGGCGUCGCGCCAGGCCGCGGCCGCAGCCGCGGCCCUCGGCUACGGGGCGAUAGGCGCCGCCGGUGACGUCGGGAUGUUCGUCGUCGCGCCCGCGGGCUCGCUCCACCACCAGCGGGCGGCCGACGACCCCGUGUUCCCGCUUAUCGCCGCGGCGCAGCGGACCCUCGUCGACGCCGACGCCGGUUCAGGCAAGCCGCCCGCGUCGUCCGCUGCCGCCGCCAUCCAGUUCUGGCACCCGGAGCCGUCGCAGGCCGCGGCGGGGGCGGACGGAUCCCACGGCAAGAAGUCCCUCGCCAUGCUGGACCAGGGCCGCGGCGGGGCCGGCUCCGGCUCCGGGUCCGGCGCGGCGACGUGCCACGACUGCGGCAACCAGGCGAAGAAGGGGUGCGCGCACAACCGCUGCCGCACGUGCUGCAACAGCCGCGGCUUCGAGUGCGAGACCCACGUCAGGAGCACCUGGGUCCCCGCCGCCCGACGCCGGGAGCGCCUGCAGCUCGCCGGUGGCGGGGCCGGCGCGUCCCCUCCUCCCACCUCGCCCGCAGCGGCCAAGAAACCCCGCCUCGCGUGCCAGACCACGACGGCGACCACCAACUCCCGCACCUCCACCUCCAACGCCACCACGCCUCGCAGCUUCGACACCUCCUCGAGCCACCAAGACGCGUCGUUCAAGGACAACCUGCCGCGGCAGGUGCGGGGGCCGGCGGUGUUCAGGUGCGUGCGUGUGACGUCCGUCGACGACGGCGGCGGCGGCUGUGGCGGCACCGGCGAGGUCGCGUACCAGGCGGCGGUGACCAUCAACGGGCACCUGUUCAGGGGCCUCUUGUACGACCACGGCGCCGACACCGACGGCCGCGCCGCCGCCGCCGUGCAACUCGGCACCUCCGACCUUCACCUCGGCAGCGCCUCGGCCGCGGCCCCCAACCUGUACAGCGGCGCCAGCGCCCCGCUCAUCCUCGGCGGGCUGGGCUACGGCAACACGCCAUGAACUGAUGAUAAGCACGCAGCAACACACUGCGGGAUCGAGCAGCACAAGGGUAUCUAGUCAUGUUCUGUCGUUCGCUUUCUUUGUUUCAGCUCAUUUGUCAGUGCAAUCAGAAGCAGCAGUAGUAUACUGUAGCUCAGUUUCAUGUUACUGCCGAUGCUGCCAUGAACUCAUGACCGCAAGUCUUUGGUUGUUACCGGAAGCUGAAAGGAUUAGUUCAACA
Setaria italica (foxtail millet) is the source of this 2173-nucleotide messenger RNA. RefSeq names its product protein LATERAL ROOT PRIMORDIUM 1. Gene Ontology annotation, molecular function: DNA binding; DNA-binding transcription factor activity. Lineage: Eukaryota; Viridiplantae; Streptophyta; Magnoliopsida; Poales; Poaceae. Gene Ontology annotation, cellular component: nucleus. The transcript has 2 exons. Bases 1042 to 1953 code for a protein of 303 amino acids. Gene Ontology annotation, biological process: positive regulation of DNA-templated transcription. The record is from RefSeq and is a predicted model, not a curated record.